This is a messenger RNA of Triticum turgidum subsp. durum (durum wheat), 1560 nucleotides long. Lineage: Eukaryota; Viridiplantae; Streptophyta; Magnoliopsida; Poales; Poaceae. The record is from the annotation of a GenBank genome assembly.
AUGGACAAGAAGAGGGUGGCCAUCGUCGGCGCCGGCCUGAGCGGCCUGGCGGCGUGCAAGCACCUGCUGGAGCGCGGCUGCCGGCCGGCUGUCUUCGAGGCGGACACCGUCCUCGGCGGCGUGUGGGCGCACGCGCCAGAGUGCACCAGGCUCCAGACGCCGCGGCCCAUGUUCCAGUACUCCGACUUCCCGUGGCCGGAGUCCGUCACGGAGGUGUUCCCCGACCACCGCCAGGUUGCGGACUACCUCUACGCCUAUGCGCGGCACUUCGGCGUGCUCGACUGCAUUAGGUUCGGCCGCAGGGUGGUCGGGAUGGAGUAUGUGGGCGUCAGCGAGCAGCAGGUGGCGGCGUGGGAGGACUGGGCUGGGUGCGGCGAGGCAUUUGGUUCCGGCGACGGUGAGUGGUGGCUCACGGUGGCCGACGUGGACGGCCUCGUGGAGGUACACAAGGCAGACUUUGUGCUUCUUUGUGUUGGGAGGUUCAGUGGUGUGCCCAACAUACCUACAUUUCCUAUUGGCAAAGGCCCAGAAGUGUUUGACGGGAAAGUGAUCCACUCCAUGGAGUACUCAAAAAUGGGAGGCAAAAAAGCUAGGGAGAUGAUCAAGGACAAGCGUGUGACUGUUGUUGGCUACCUAAGAUCAGCAGUAGACAUUGCAAAUGAAUGUGCAAACAUCAAUGGUACCAAAAACCCAUGCACAAUGGUAGUACGAACAAAGCGUUGGAUUAUACCAGACUACUAUGCUUGGGGUGUCCACAUAUCAAAUUUCUAUCUCACCCGCUUCGCCGAACUACUUAUUCACAAGCCUGGUGAAGGCUUUCUCCUCAGCAUGUUGGCUACUGUCUUGACUCCACUGAGGUUGAUGUUUUCGAAGUUUGCUGAGAGCUACUACUCCAUUGCAAUGAAGAAACAUCACAUGGUGCCUGACCAUAGCUUUUUUGAGGGAUUAGUGGCAUGUGUGGCUGCCAUUGCACCAAAGGAUCAUUACAAGAAUCUGGAGGAAGGUAGCAUCGUUCUUAAGAAGUCAAAAACAUUCAGCUUUUGUGAAGAAGGUGUGCAUGUAGAAGGUGAAUGUACUCCAGUAAAGAGUGACAUCGUUAUCUUCGGAACCGGAUUCAAGGGUGAUCAAAAGAUCAAGGACAUGUUCACAUCAGAAUACUUUCAGAGCAUAGUCGUUGGCUCAACAUCAACGACCGUGCCACUUUAUAGGGAGUGCAUCCAUCCAAAGAUUCCACAGCUCGCAGUCAUCGGCUAUUCAGAGAGCUUGACAAAUAUCUAUACAACAGAGCUUAUGUCCAAGUGGAUAUCACAUUUUAUGGAUGGUGGUUUCAGAUUGCCAAGUGUCAAAGAAAUGCAGAGGGAUGUCCUUGAAUGGGAGAAGUUCAUGAAGCGCUACUCUCGAGACUAUUUCCGUAGGUCAUGUGUUGGAAUUGUUCAUAUAUGGUAUAAUGAUCAACUAUGCCAGGACAUGGGAUGUAACCCAAGAAGGAAGAAGGGUUUUUUCUCUGAAUUAUUUGAGCCUUAUGGUCCUUGUGAUUAUGUUAAUCUUCACCCCAAGUAA